GAAGCUAGUGACGACUCAUGUCUACUCUGGUAUCCUGAGCCUACGAAAAUUAUUUGGUAAGGAGAAGCAAAAGGAAUCUGCAGGCUUGGACGUUGGCCGGAUGGUUAAAUCCAACCUUCAGACGAUAUUAAAUAGCCACUGUUUUGUAAGAGAAAAAGAGAAAACCACAUCUACAAUGCCAGCUUUUCAACUACCCAUUAAUAACCCCAAAAGUGAAAGCACCUCCGGUCCAAGGCGGUGUUCCCACUGUUGCAGUAACCCGUGUCCGGGGCCUCUGUGGUGUUCCGAUGCCCCUCACCCACCCCUGAAGAUCCCAGGUGGGCGAGGGAAUGACCAGCGGGAUCACAAUCUUUCAGCUAAGCUAUUCUACUCUGAUGCUCAGUUGCUAGUUCUUGAGGAGCCGCCCCCUGCCAACGGCAGAGUGCGUUUCCUUCUCUUUGAGCCUCGUUGCUCAGAGGGCAAGCACUGUGUCUGGAGGGGGGCAUUGAAAGGGGGGAACAUCUAUAUUGAGAUCCCCCCUGGAGCUCUGCCUGAGGGCAGCAAAGACAGUUUUGCCCUCUUGCUGGAGUUUGCAGAAGAGAAGCUGCAGGUUGACCAUGUCUUUAUCUGCUUCCACAAGAACCGAGACGACAGAGCAUCUCUGCUACGUACCUUCAGCUUCCUUGGCUUUGAGAUUGUGAGACCAGGCCACCCCCUUGUCCCUACUCGCCCUGACGCUUUCUUCAUGGCUUACAGCAUCGAACGAGACUCCUCUGAUGAUGAAUAAUGCACGUACACACACUCGUUUGUUUUUAAUGUAUCCUUCCAUAUCCCACCCUAUCACUAAGUAAAUAUGAUCAAAUCUCAGUAUGUUUGAGGUUUCCUGUGAAAUAGUUUAUCACCUUUUAAUGUGCUGUAUUACAAUGACAUUUGCACUAGUGUGUAAUGUUAAACCAGGAAUGUACCCCUAUAAAGUCUGGGAACCUUUUUUUUUUUCAACGCUGUAUUCAUUGAUUUCCAUGUAUAUUGCUGAUCUCCCCGUCCUCUGUCCACCGACUGAUCAUCUAGGAUGUUAUAUUUAUGGUAAAAAAAUUCCAGCAGCGUCUGUUUUAUUGGCCAUUUCAGGUAGAUUUCAUGUUUAUAUGGGUUUUGUUUGUUUUUGUGUGCAUGAACUUUUGAUUUCUAAUUUUGAUUAAUUUGACUGAAAUCUGCAUGUUGUAACAAGUGUGUGUGAAUAAAAGUGCUCACCUUACACGUAGA
Esox lucius (northern pike) is the source of this 1239-nucleotide messenger RNA. It is a transcript of the gene oaz1a, whose product is annotated as ornithine decarboxylase antizyme 1a. Gene Ontology annotation, cellular component: nucleus; cytoplasm. Gene Ontology annotation, molecular function: ornithine decarboxylase inhibitor activity. The record is from RefSeq and is a predicted model, not a curated record. Gene Ontology annotation, biological process: positive regulation of protein catabolic process. NCBI's taxonomy places the organism in Eukaryota, Metazoa, Chordata, Actinopteri, Esociformes, Esocidae.